Messenger RNA from Musa acuminata AAA Group (dessert banana), 1063 nucleotides. RefSeq names its product protein LOL2-like. Bases 221 to 811 code for a protein of 196 amino acids. The transcript is spliced from 8 exons. Lineage: Eukaryota; Viridiplantae; Streptophyta; Magnoliopsida; Zingiberales; Musaceae. The record is from RefSeq and is a predicted model, not a curated record.
GUGGGUUGCAUCGAGCGAUUCAUAGCGGAAGAUUGGCUUAAAGAACCGAAUUUGCGUGGCUAGAAGGGUUUCUUGUUUCGCUCUGCUCGAUCCCGUCAUCGGAUUGGUGGCCCUUCUCCUCCUCCCGGUUCGUUCAUAUUCUUCUCUCCGUAAUCCCUUAUUCGGUGCUGUUUCUGCAAGAAAUCUGACAGCUUCGGUGUUGGAAAGCUAAUUACUUAGCAUGCAGAGCCAGCUAGUGUGCAAUGGAUGCCGGACCAUUCUUCUUUACCCCCAAGGAGCCACUAAUGUACGUUGUGCAAUAUGCAACACUAUGACGCCAACUCCCCCUGCAGGAAGCUUCAAGGAAGGAGGGGGAAAGGCUUUUUGGUCCCAGUCCCAAGAUGGGAUUGACAUGGCUCGGCAAAUGGAAAUGGCACAGAUAAUUUGUUAUGGUUGCCGAACAUUAUUGAUGUAUACUAGUGGUGCUACUAGCGUAAGAUGCUCUUGCUGUGGCACAAUCAAUAUAGCAAGACCAGCAAAUCAGAAUGCUUACCUAAACUGUGGCCAGUGCCAUACAACUUUGAUCUAUCCUUGUGGGGCACCAUCAGUCAAAUGCGCAAUAUGCCAUUUUGUGACAAAUGCUGGGACUACGAGAGUACCGAUUCCAGAGGCACAGAGGCCUAAUGAGACUAUACCCAUGAGACCAUCAACAUCUGCUCCUCCCUCUGAAGCCCAAAACAUGACAGUAGUUGUCGAGAAUCCUAUGUCAGUAAAUCAAAGUGGUAAACUGGUGAGUAAUGUUGUGGUCGGAGUCACUACUGGGAAGAAGUGAUUUGUGCUGGUCUCAGAUAUCAGCUUGAAUGGCAUUUAUUAUUGUAAAAAGCUAUAUUGGCCAAGUGUGCUGGACUCAUUAAUAGUUUGAAUGAUUUGUUCUCCAUAAAUAAUGGUCACAAAAAGGUUAAAGUUUGUUGUCUUUGACAUUCACAAAGUGGCUGCAGUGGACUGUAAAUUUGUGGUGAGCUGUAUGACAUACAUAUGACAUCGAACAAGCAACAUGUCAUUGCAUUCAUGUGGAUCAGGUUCA